Messenger RNA from Punctularia strigosozonata HHB-11173 SS5, 994 nucleotides. RefSeq lists its product as uncharacterized. Bases 19 to 975 code for a protein of 318 amino acids. Lineage: Eukaryota; Fungi; Basidiomycota; Agaricomycetes; Corticiales; Punctulariaceae. The transcript has 13 exons. The record is from RefSeq and is a predicted model, not a curated record.
CGCCAACUUGUACAAGGCAUGGGCCAGUUCGACUCGUCACUUGGGGCGAUCCUCAUAGGGACAUGGGUCGACUGCAUGCUGUAUAUGUGGGAGAUUGCACAGAUUUACCACUGUUUUAAGCACUUUCCGCAUGAUCGUCGCUCUUUGAAAGCUACCAUUUGGUUGCUAUUUCUUGUGGAUACGGUCGGUACAGCGGCAGGCAACGGAACAGCGUAUCUGUACAUGAUAACAUACUGGGGAGACAUGCCGGCGAUAUCUAAACAGUACUGGACGUUUCCUACAUAUUGCCUUGCAACUGCGUGCUCCGCCAUCAUUGUUCAGUUCUUUCUUCUGUACAGGUUCUGGAACCUCUCUCGGAAUCACUUCAUAACCGGCUUCAUGUCUCUCCUCGGUAUUACUGCAUUGGUAGGAGCCAUUUACACGUCCUUCACGUUGGUGAAAGAGCCAAACCUCAGUCAACGAGCUCGCGUUGUCACGCCGGUGACCAUAUGGUUUGCUUCGUCCGCAGCUUGUGAUGUCUUAAUUGCCGUCAGUCUUGUUUGGCAAUUCCAACGAGUCAGGUCGCCAUCGAGAUCGACGAAAACAAUGCUUUCAAAGCUCACCGGCAUGGCAAUCCGCACUGGUUCCAUCACAAGCCUGUUCGCGCUCCUCGUCCUCGGCACCUUCCUCCAUGACCCGCAGGGCAGCAUCGCGGUCGGGAUCAACUCGUGCCUCGGUCGUAUAUACGCUCUUACGAUGAUGUACAAUCUCAACACUCGCACCAAGAUUCGUCUUGCUGCCGUCAGUAGGAACACUGCGAACCACGGCCCGACUGUCACCGCCGGGGUUACUGGGCUAGGUUUCAGCCAAUUCCGUGUGGAUACGGAGGUUGUCACCGAUUACGAGCCUGCGCCGACGACGGACCAAUACCAGCUCGACCAGACUACGCUCGGCGAGGAUGACGUCCCCGCUGACAAACCAGACAAGGUGGUGUAGCGCAUACCAUGAAGUACGA